UUGAUGUUCCCUCCGCACAGGAUUUCUACCAAGCGAACCCUGUCGUGUUUUAACUCACAACGGGGCAUCAGUGCAGCCAGCGGCCAGGGUUUGGGCUCUCCUCCGUGAACGGCGGCAUAAAGCCUGCUGCGAAUUACUCACAGCAGGUUCCCCGAUCACGGCGUUUCUCGUGAGCCCGGAGGGCACAGGCCCGGCGAAAUCAACGGAUCGAGCAACCCAAGAGAACCGGAGAACUUGAACUCUGUCGAAGUCGGUCCAGAUCGUCCCGGCUCCUCCUCAUCUUCCUUGCUCGUUUUCGGCUGUAGCCAAGGAUUUUUGCGUAAUCCCCUUCAGUUAUCGCUGCUUUUCCACACUUUUUUUUUUUCCUUGGGGUAAUGCAGUAUGUCCUAGGUCAGCUUGCGCGCCCAUCGGACAAAUUUUAUUCGGUGGGGAUGAGGUAGCCCCAAAGAGUUCGUGGCGAGGAGAAUAGACCCUCCUAUAGCCGUUUGGGGUAGCUCCAAGAGUUGCUGGCCAGGGCAAUUAAACAUGAAGGGAGCAAACUACAAAGUCUACGCCAGCCCUUGGGGUUGAUUUUCCACACUUUCCUGGUAACCAAACACACUCCCCCGGUUUCAUUUGCUUUGCCCUUAAUUUUUUGUUUGUCCGGAAUUUGUCGCGUAGUUUGUCGUGCACUACGCACAAAUCCUUGGUUACCAGAAGAUCGAGAAAGGAAAGAUGGGAGGUGUUUCGGGGCGAACUGAAUUGACUUCUGCAGCGUCACGUUCUCUCGCCUCUCUUUGAAUUCCCGUCGUGUUGAACUAAUGAAGAAUUUGGCAUCCCAUUGCUCAUAUCAAUCUCAGAUGCACACAGCACCAUAUUUUACAAGUUUACAGAAUGGGAGCUAGGUUCACUGCUUUUGAGAACAGGACUGGAGUGGAGAUGGAAAUUAGAGUUUUCGUUCCGCCAGCUCGACCUGACCGAUAUCGAAAUAUCAUUAGAAUCAAACCAGGUGAAACUAAGAAAGUAAAGACCUUGACUUUAUGCUGUGAGGAGACUAAUCCUGAAAAUCCUACAUUCUUGAUGGUUUUCAUGGAUGGUACAUACACGGGGCUUUCUUUGCUGAAGUUUCACGUGGUGACUUACGCAAAAAUCGUUGGCUAUGUUGAUGACAAUGGACUUGUUGUCUUUAAGGGCGUUAGAUCUAUAUUGACUGCUUUCCGCAAACUCAAUGGCUGUGGCUUGUCUCUGGGAAAGAAAUACAACGGACAGGCAGAGGAGAAAUCUGUGAACUGAUUGCCGGAUUGGUAAUUCUUCAUGUCCUUUUCCUUUUUAUUUUUCUCUGUGGGUUACUUCUUUUUAUCCUUAAUUUGGUUUAUGUCGCGAUCAUCAAUGCUGGUUAGACCAGAUAUGGUCAAUUAUGGCCUGCACUUCUGCAGUCAACUGAGCAAAACUCAGUUGAGCCUGCUUGAUCCGCAAGUACAUUGUAAACUAUUACAAUGAUCAUUUAAAUAGUUUAGAAAAACAUAGGCAUGCAAGCUCAAGACAACCAAAACUUACCCUGAUGUUCGUUAUAAUUUUCUUUGGAAUGUAGUUGAUUGUUAUGUUUCUGCUGAAUGAUAAAUUAGCCCUAUAACAACGUAUUCUGACCAUAUGCUAGUAUCACAAUUGAACUCGAAACUAGUUCCCAUCUAUGUUGCAUGAACUCUUGAAAACAUAUCAUGUUUUGUAUUGGACAAAUGUCACUUUGGAGAUGGGACAAGGACGAGUGAUAUCUAUCUCACUAUCACAUAGUUGACACUAGUCACCUCCCCCUCCGUCAGCCAUAUCCAGCUACCCCCAGGCGGUCACCUUGAUGCAGGACAGAUUGAAAUAAGGCUAGGUAUAAUCAAACACAAAGACAAGGGGCUGUUUUUUAGGGGUGUGAACAGUGAAUGUGAAUAGUAAUUUGUAGGGCUGCUCGCGGUCCGGUUCGGUUCGGAUUUCUAGGAAUCCGAGGACCAAACCGCUAGUCACGGUUUUUACAAAAUGAAAUCUGUGUCCGGACCAAAAGCCCUACGGUCUGGUUCCUAUCCGAUCCGUGACUUGCGGAUCGGUUACGAUUUUGUCCGUGGAUUUUACCAAAAAUAAAGCUCAAGCAUAUAUCCCACAAUAAAAGGGAAGAAUGUUACAUUUAGAAUUAAGUUUUAAGACCACCAGAAAAUGCUUGUUACAUAAACUACCAAAGGCUUACUUUAGAAAUCAAAUUCUAAAGAAUCUAAAACACUAGUAGGAUUGUAUCAUUAUAGUACAUUACAUAACAUAAAAGAACCGGAAAAAAAAUGAACUACUGAAA
Rhododendron vialii is the source of this 2311-nucleotide messenger RNA. RefSeq lists its product as uncharacterized. The record is from RefSeq and is a predicted model, not a curated record. The coding region runs from base 874 to 1272 and encodes 132 amino acids. The transcript has 3 exons. Lineage: Eukaryota; Viridiplantae; Streptophyta; Magnoliopsida; Ericales; Ericaceae.